CUCGACGACUCUUCCUCAGCUGUCCGCACAAUCAAUAGCUCGCAUCAGAGCUGGCAACCGGAAUCAUGAAGUCACUCGCCCUCCUUGCGUCCUGUGCAGCGCUCGCACAAAAUGUCGCUGCUCAAGGCGCAUAUCUAUACACCAUCGAUCGCAGCGUAAUUUCGCCCUCAACAGCAAUGGUCGAUUCCGAACUCGCGAGUGCAAUCAUCGCGAGAAGAAGAUCCCUCACGGACGAGCGGUACUUGGGCAUAACUGAUGACAUGCUCCUGCAAGAUCUCAAUUCAUAUGGAGGUUCUCAGGCACCUCUUUUCGCCGACGGCAAGACGACAGAAGCACCAGGCAAACUAUUCAUCAGGAUAACCAAUGUUGACUUGAGCAUAAACGAUCUCGAUGCCUCAAUGCCUGACCUAUGGAUUCAAGAACCCACCAAAGAUCUCCUCACCGACUUUAAGGCUGUACCUCGUCGGCAAAAGAAGGAUGGAAUCUGCGAAUAUAUCGUGCCGCCUAGUUUGAACACACCUGGCGCCUAUGGCGUCGAAGUGAUCUUCUCAUAUCCUUUGGAAGAUGAUCUCCUAUGCCUUGCAUCCGCCGAAAUACCCCAGCUCCCGAUCAUAAUGUCCCUGCACGGCUUUUUACCCAGCAAGCCCUCUGAAGUCAAAUCUAAGCUGGCUUCGUUGAUCCGCAUCCUCAAACACUUCUCCGCGACCGAGGACAUCGAGUCGACCGUUUUGUUCCUACCCUCGAAGCUCCCGGAACCAUCUAAGAAGAACACGCAUCACAACCAUGCCCGCUCCGCACAACAGACUGAAGAAGAAACUCUCGAGCUUCCAUCAGCAACAGCUGUAAUUGACAGUUUCACGGCUACAAAUGCUUCAAAGAACUUCACCCUCCCUUCCGUGAUUCCAGCAUGUUUCACAUCGAAGUCCGCCUGUGAGAAUACCACGAACUUCUGCUCUGGACACGGCGACUGCUACAAAGCACAUAACAAUUGCUUCAAGUGCAAAUGCGGCACAACGAUCGCAAGAGUGAACGAGGACGGCACGAAGAAGACGACUCAAUGGGGUGGCGCCGCGUGCGAAAGGAAAGAUGUCAGCGUGCCGUUUAUUCUGUUCGCGAGCUUUGGUGUCGUCAUGGCGGCUUUGAUUGCUGGUGCGAUUAGCAUGUUGUACAAUAUGGGCAGCCAGGAGUUGCCGAGCGUCAUUGGCGCUGGUGUUGCUGGACCAAAGGCUGGAAAGUGAGUGCACUCUCCGCCUUGCAGGAUGGCGCCGGUAAAUCUGGCCACGAGCUUGUCCCGAGAAAGGAACUGCCAGCCUGAAUUUGUCGUAUACAAGAGUUGUAACUGCGAAAGAAGAAAGGGAGUUGCAGGCCACAGGCAAGGCGCAAGCUAUGCUGAUCACCAAAGUGUGCGGCACUGUAUACAUAUCAUGUAUGGCGUCUGAUUAUGAAUUAAUGGAAUGCCAGGUUCGACGAAAGCAGAACGGUUUUCAAGUAUGAUGAGGAUUGCCUUUCUUGCAUAUGUCAAGGUAUGAUCAGACAGUCUGCUCAACGAACAGAUUGGUUCUGAGAAGUGGGAGCCACAGACACUCCGCACAAGGACUCAUUCAUGCAUGGACUCUGAUAUGCCCCUAGUCCGAGCCAUGACACACCAAUUCGAUCACUGCAAAAUGGCCCAAGUACAAUCAAUUUAUGGCAGGCCAAACUCCGCUC
Exophiala xenobiotica is the source of this 1707-nucleotide messenger RNA. RefSeq lists its product as uncharacterized. The coding region runs from base 66 to 1238 and encodes 390 amino acids. Gene Ontology annotation, cellular component: endoplasmic reticulum. The transcript is spliced from 2 exons. The record is from RefSeq and is a predicted model, not a curated record. Lineage: Eukaryota; Fungi; Ascomycota; Eurotiomycetes; Chaetothyriales; Herpotrichiellaceae.